AGGAAGUCAGCUUAGAGAGGGCAAACCACAGACGCUGCCAAGAAGUGAUGAAGAGGGAGUCAAGGUGCUCAGACUGAGAAGAAACAAACGACACACAACACUCGGAAAUGAAGAGAGAGUGUGAGAGGUUGUAGCGCUGCAGGGGGGUCAUGUGGGAAGCCCCUGUUUUGAGAUGGUACAUUUACUUGAAUGUGCAAGAUUUGCAGAAGCGAGACCACCCACCGACUCAGGCUCACCUCCAGUAAAUUCACCGACACCCUUGCUUUAAGGAAGACACUGAGCAGAGAGUAGAAAGAGGAAGCAGCUUGCUGUCGAGCAGCUCCGAUCUCGGCGUUUCUCUAUUUCAUUAAACCAAAUAAUGAUGUGCUUGGUGGAGCGUUUCUCACUCGGUCUGGCUGCGACUGGAAGAUGAUUGUUUCCACCAUGAGGCCAAAUCAGAGCCGGACCGUCCUGCAUGCGUCUAUCUUGGUGGUGCUGCUUCUGACCUCAAACGUUGACAGUGGAGACUCUGAAACUGAAGAAUGCACCAAAACAAUUAAAGUUCGCCGCAACACAGUUUACAAGGCUUUAGUUGGACAAGAACUCAGGAUUAACUGCACAGUUGUUUUCUGCAGCAGUUUAAAAACAGUCUCCUGGUAUAAAUUUGAGAAUAAAUCUAUCCCCAUUGAUGUCACAAAUAUCACUCACAUUAAAACAGAGUGGAAGAUGUUAAACGAGCUAGAAGGGAUAUCAUUUUUGGUCUUCCGAAAUAUUCUCAGAAGCGACUCAGGUGAUUAUCAGUGUCGCAGUGGAAGAGAUGCGAGUCAUAUCAUCAAUGUUACUGUCUAUGGUGAUAAUGAGACCACCAGUGUUACACCAAAGGAAAACAAUACAGACAACCUGAAUCAUAAUGUUGACUUCUCAGAAAACUUAUUGAUCUAUGUGUACUCGGCUGCUGGGAUUGCCACGCUCGUCAUCAUAGUGAUAAUUGUAUCUGUCAUAUCAAUGCGAGGGUGUAAAGGAAAUUCACAGAAGAAAUCAGAGCAACAAACUGACAAUCAGUACAUGGCGAUCCCGAUGGCCCAGCAACCAUUCCCACCUGCCACCCUCCAGCCCUCGCCAAGAGGAAGUCCCGCUGUGCCGCCGUCUCGGAGGUCUACCAGGAGAAAGAGGCCCACUGAGCCGCCGUCAGCCAGAGACGGUGCACAGGUUUGUGGCCAGGAGUCAGAGGACAGAGAGAGACAGAGAAACACAGCUGAGGAGGAGAGCUCUUCUGUUGUCUAUGCUGCCCUCGACCACCAGCUGCCACCGAGGGCAGCCCCUCGAACACGGCGGCUGGUGGAGGAAAGUUCAGAAUAUGCAGCCAUCCGUGUGGCAUAAGGACCAGCUGGACUAAAUCACACUAGAAGAUGACUGAUUUAAAACUGGCUUACACCUGCUUCAAGAGGACAAAUACAAGGAGAUGCAAUGAUCCUCUCACUGUGAGGAGUAUGGAUACAGAAAACUCAUAAUUUCAUUUACAUUUUUUAAAAAAAACUGCCCUUUUAUCACGGCCAACCAUCCACCCAAGUCCACCUGAGACAUCAAAGAUUGUUUCUAUAAUGUAAAUGGCACGUUAGCACACAUGCACUGUUGAUUUGUAGAAUACAUGACCUCCUGGUACACUGCAAUGCAAACCACCACUGCGUCGGUGCAGAGUGGUUUCCGCUUCAGUGUGUCGUGUAAAAUGGCACAUGCUAACUGGAAUCAACAACAGAAUGCAACCUGUAUCAACAACACUGCCAACAGCGCAGACUAAUAAACACGUUUUUCACAUGCAGGGUUUUUGGUGCUCCCCAGGAAGAAGUUUAGUCCAGCCUCAAAGCAAAAUCACCAGCGCCUGAAUGAUAAAACCUGAGAACAAUACCUGUUUUGGUAAUUAGGGUUUCAUCAACUCAAGCAUACUUGUUCACAAAAUGUCCAGAAACAACAGGAAAAUACAUAGAUGUCUGUCAGAAAGACUAAUAGAGUCGUUGAUUUUACAGCAUGCCGACUGUUAUCUCCUAAAGGCCCAUUCUGAGCCAGGACAAACUUUCAACUUCCCUUAAUGUUAACCCGUUGAUGCCCAACAUGGGUCAAAAGUGACCCAAAUCCAAUGGAAAAUGGGUAUCUCCCGACCCUCACUGUGCAUCAAAGGGAUAUGCAGGACUUGCUAAAAUGCAAGAAUCAGUUCACCCUCGUCAGUGGCUUUUCAUGCGAAUACAUUUGAAUAAUGCAAAAAUAAAUAGGCUACAGUUAGCAUGUAGCAAGCAACAGCUAGAAAACAGCUAGGCACGUCAGUAGCUUGCAAGAUUUCCUGGUUGGCUCCUCAAACUGUAAUAAUUAGUUUUAUUUUACUUGAUUUAUCAACAAAUAUAACUAAAGCUUAAUUAUGUUUUUUGAGGAUGUUAGCUGUUCAGUUGCAGCUGCAUCAGUCAGAGCAGCUUCAAUAUAGAAGCUGCCAAAAAGCAUUUUACAUGUUGAAGGAGAAGUCUGCUGAUAUUUUCCAUUUUGUGUCAUUGACAAAUACAAUGAACACACAAACAACAAUGAUCUGACUCGACUAACAAACACUGUCUGCGCUGUAAAACUUCACAUCUCUCACUUCUCUGUGCAUUAGAGCUUCAGCGUUGCUACUAAACUAUUAAACUCAUGUGAAUCAGCCAAGAUGAAAUGUUUCUUCAUUAGCAGGAACUUAAAUUAAUCCCCCAUAUACAAAUCCUGCUGCCACAAAUGACCACGAGAGCACCAAAUACUGUGUAUGAAUCCGCUACCCAACAAAUGUGCUUUUUCCUCAUGUUUGAGUAAUGUUUGCUAAAAAAUGAAGGCUCCCCAGUUUUUCUAGGAAAUUUCUUACUAUAUAUUAUGUAGCCAUUUAAUUGUGAGCAGUUAUGAGAGAUUUACAUCUUCGGGAAAGCAGUGAGAAAUAGACAAAUGCUGCAUUUUGGUAUUUUCAUUGAACUGGUUCAUGUAAAUUUGACUUUUCCUCUUAGACACAGAUGGGAAAGGAACUGAAAUCAAGCUACACAGUCGUCACACCGGUAAUGAGACACCCUCUCUUACCAAACUAAACGUAUUUUUAUGGAUUCUUCUGUUUUGCGAUGUUGAAUGUUUUGCUUAAUGCACUCGUUGUAGGUUAAAACUGUGAUGUUGUACAUCCAUGACUUGAAUUUACUCUUCAGCAGCAUCACAUGUGGUGACUGUAAUGGUUUCAUCCUGCACCUAAUCAGCUACUGACUCAUUUUCUGCCACUAUGACAGAUUACUGAGCUUUUGUAAUUACUGAUUGUGAUUCUUUGACAAAUCAAGAAUGUAAUUUAAUCAUUUUGUGCAAUCGAAUGAUGUAAUGUACAUUUGUUUUAAAAUAAGAAUAUAUAACGCCAUCACUGCC
Messenger RNA from Amphiprion ocellaris (clown anemonefish), 3387 nucleotides. RefSeq names its product B- and T-lymphocyte attenuator-like. Lineage: Eukaryota; Metazoa; Chordata; Actinopteri; Pomacentridae. The coding region runs from base 409 to 1359 and encodes 316 amino acids. Gene Ontology annotation, cellular component: plasma membrane. The transcript is spliced from 6 exons. Gene Ontology annotation, biological process: immune response-regulating cell surface receptor signaling pathway. The record is from RefSeq and is a predicted model, not a curated record. Gene Ontology annotation, molecular function: signaling receptor activity.